AUGGACAAAUGGGCACCCAUGGCCCCUACCAAGCCAGGCGGCCCAUCAUCAUCACAUAAUCUCUCUUCUCGUUUCGCUUCAGUGCUCAAACCGUCGAAACCAUCAGUCAGAGGAUCCGCAUCCUCAGGUCCUUUAAUCGGAAGGUGGCCAGAAGCUGUCAUACUAAGCAUCAUUGGGUUGCUACCUGUAUCGGAUCUGCCAAAUGUUGCUAGAGCAAGUAGAGCUGUAGCAAGACUUGUUAAAGACGAAAGAGGUUGGGAGGUCAGGUGUAAAUGGUUGGGGUUGGAACCCGAUAGUGCCUCACCUCUUAAAGAGCAUUCUAGACCGUUGCAAACUCCCAAAAAAUCCUCGUUCUCUAUUCCUUCCAAGGCUCGCGCUUCAAUAUCAGCCGAAGACGAUUUUGGUGAUUUCUCGGCACAUGGAAAUGAUGUUUUUGAGGAUGUCGAUUUCGGUGAUUUUGAGGGCGCAAGACCUAAUGCAGAUAGUCUAGGCAGUAAAAAGGAACAGAACUUGUUGGAUUUCGAUGACCUACCGCUACCUUCAAGACCUACGGGCGGAGGUGGCCAGAAAACCGGAUUUUUCGCAUUAACACCCACGCCUACAAAACCGAAAGUCUCUUCCCGUAAUAACGGUCUCUACUCUGUAUAUGCAAACACGCAACCAGGACCAUUCUACAAAGCGUACAAGAAUCAUCACUUGACGAUGAUCCCAUACUGCCAACACUUGAGGUCAUCACCCUCGCCUGGUUCCACCCUCUCACUACUAUUUCCUCCUUCCUCAACGACCUCCCUACCACCAUCUUUAUCUGACCAAUCGAAUCUUCUUCUAUCGCUGCUUCUCUUCUUAUCGCCUAGACUACAGCCACUAAAGGAUUGGGGUUUUCUCAGACAAGCAUUACUGGCUGCCGCAGAUAGGUUCGAUUCGACCUGUCUCGUAGCAUUUGAAGUCUCGGAUGGAAAAAAGGAUGAAAUGGGAAUGAGGAUAGCGGCUGAGAGUAGCUGGAAAGUAUGGGAAGCUGGAGGGGGAAGCAGAGAUCAAUGGGAGUGUGGAAGGGUAUGGGUAGAAAAAAGGGAAGUGUUUUACGAUACCGCUAGGUGGGAUUCCUCAGAGAAUAUCAUAAAAGUUCAAAGUCCUACAGGAGCCAUGACCAGGCAGCUGGACUUCACCCCUAUGGACGCCUUUGUUAGUCACGUCUUAGAAGCAUUUCGCAUAGACGCCGAGUUUGCCAAACGAGUCUUCCCAGCCAAUGCAAGGGUGAUACUUUCGUUUUGUGAUAGAGUAGCCAGCGAUGUUAUCGGGGAAUAUAUUCAUCCGCUCUUGUCACAAGCUCGUGCAGUUUCCCAAGAUCUUUUUCUCCAGGCGACAGCAGCUACGUUCGUUCAAGCUUGGAAAUUGGUAGAUUUAGUCAUGGAAGUCCUCGGAGAAACCCAAAAAGUCAUUCCCAGGACAAGUGUAGAAGAUACAGUCUUCCGGAUGUUUGAGCAACACUUAGAUGAAUACCUGGAUGACGAGACUGAAAGAGUCAAACUACACCUGGAAGAUAUUUGUAAAGCAUGGGAACAGCAACUUGGUGCCUCAGAUUCAGCUAAAAGAGCUCAAAAUGGCGGACCUACCUUCCUGACAUCCGACAAUCCCGAUCAGAUAAAACGUAACGUCCUGGCAGGAUUCAGAGAUGCUCUUCUGUUGCCAGUCACCAUUGUUCCUCGUACAGUCACGUUUGCUACCAAUGCAAUUGUCACCGGUUCCACUCAAGCUGUCAGCGGAUUAGCCAUGUUGAACCCACAAAAAUGGACUGGCAACAAUGGUAAAAUAGUAAAGAAAGACGAAUCCAACGGUGAUAUCGUAUUAGAAGUGCCGGAUUCAUCUGAGAUACAAGAAGAGGAGAAAGAAGAUGAGAUCAACGAAAAAACCCUAGAUAUCUCCGAAAACCCUAAUUCGAAAGACCUGAAAGCUAAAUCAGAGGGUGAUAACUCAUUCGAUAAAUUGCAGCUUUUAGUCUCACUUGAUACUGCUUUGGAACUCAUACAGGCGGACCGAGAUUCCUUGAAAAGAGCAGAAACGUUUUCGAGGUAUCCUGGAAGAUCAGGAAUUAGAGUGAAAGAAGCCAUUGAAGAGAUUUUUAUCUUGAUGAUGAAGGCCGCAGGUGACAGACAUAUUGCACCGGGAUUUAGAAUAGCGACAAAUCAGAUGUCUACUUAUAAACCAUCAGAUCAUGAAACAACGACAUCAGUAGCUCCACUUCUACAAUUUUUCGAACUGGUACACAUUGGAGAUACAAUACAAUCCAUGAUUCAAGUUUACUUUGAUAAGGAAUUAUCUCCAUAUGUCGAUAAGACAGAUUUUCUGAAUGCGGUAAUGAGGGAAAAGAAGAGAUUCGAAAGCGUGUUAGACGAUGCAGUAGCAGCAGGAUUGAAUGCUGGUAUAGAGGUCUUGAUGAAUCAGGUCGAGCAUAUCAUCGUCACCAAAACCGGUCCUAGAGAAUACUACCCAAUAGAGGGUGCAGCGAUGGACCUGGGACCCACCAAAGGGUGCCAGGAAGCUAUAAAAUGUCUGGAAAUGCAUUGCAAUCUGCUGAGAGGAAGUACUUCGAAAGAGGUUCUGGAGGUAUUUUAUCAAGAAGUCGGAAUCAGGUUACAAGCUAUCCUACAAAGACACCUCAAGAGACAGAUAAUCUCCCUAGAAGGGGGUUUCCAAAUUAUAGCAGAUCUCAACACCUACCAUUCUUUCGUAGCUUCGUUGAAGCAACAAAGAAUUACUGAAGAUUUCGCGAAUCUCAAAAUGUUGGGGCAUGUGUAUAUUGUCAGUGACGCUAAGGAUCUGGCGCAAAUUGUAAGAGAUGUUACUAGAUAUGGUGGGACUUUCACGCCUGAAGAUAUCUACGAGUUUAUUCAGAGGCGGAGUGACUGGAAAAAGAUCGAAAAGACAGUUGAUAAGGCGAUGUAUGCUCUCUCUGUCAAGGAAGAUUGUGUAAUUAUGUAA
This is a messenger RNA of Kwoniella shivajii, 2979 nucleotides long. RefSeq lists its product as uncharacterized. The record is from RefSeq and is a predicted model, not a curated record. The coding region runs from base 1 to 2979 and encodes 992 amino acids. Gene Ontology annotation, cellular component: exocyst; cytoplasm. NCBI's taxonomy places the organism in Eukaryota, Fungi, Basidiomycota, Tremellomycetes, Tremellales, Cryptococcaceae. Gene Ontology annotation, biological process: Golgi to plasma membrane transport; exocytosis. Gene Ontology annotation, molecular function: protein binding. The transcript has 11 exons.